AUAAAAGUUGACAGUUGAUCAGUUGACGUUUGACGUUAAACGUUCUUUUUUUUAUAUUCGUUUGCCCGUUGAACAUCGCGGAAAUGUCCUCCAAAGUAUCCAGAGAUACUCUUUACGAGUGCGUAAAUGGAGUUAUCGACCAUUCCAAGGAAAAGAAAAGAAACUUCCUGGAAACUGUGGAAAUUCAAAUCGGUUUGAAGAACUACGAUCCCCAAAAGGACAAACGUUUCAGCGGAACCGUCAAACUGAAGCACAUUCCCCGGCCUAAGAUGCAAGUAUGUAUCUUGGGAGAUCAACAACAUUGUGAUGAAGCAAAGGCUAAUAAUGUACCAUACAUGGAUGUUGAAGCUUUGAAGAAACUGAACAAGAACAAAAAGCUUGUCAAGAAAUUGGCUAAGAAAUAUGAUGCUUUCUUGGCUUCAGAGGCUCUUAUCAAACAGAUUCCACGUUUAUUGGGUCCUGGUCUAAACAAGGCUGGUAAAUUCCCUGGUUUGUUGUCGCAUCAAGAAUCAAUGACGCAGAAGAUCGAUGAAGUUAAGGCUACAAUUAAGUUCCAAAUGAAAAAGGUCCUGUGUCUUUCUGUUGCUGUAGGACAUGUAGGUAUGACUCCCGAUGAAUUAGUUCAGAAUGUCCAUCUUUCAAUCAACUUUUUGGUUUCACUGUUGAAAAAACAUUGGCAAAACGUCAGGUCGUUACAUGUUAAAUCUACUAUGGGACCUCCUCAAAGAUUGUAUUAAUUUUUAACUUUAUGUUGCAUAUACCUAUUUUUUAUGCAGGUUGACAUAAUAAAUAUUUAAUAGUAAAUAA
Molecule: messenger RNA, 807 nt
Organism: Sitophilus oryzae (rice weevil)
Lineage: Eukaryota; Metazoa; Arthropoda; Insecta; Coleoptera; Curculionidae
Gene: RpL10Ab
Product: 60S ribosomal protein L10a
Exons: 4
Coding region: 84-737 (217 amino acids)
Biological process (GO): translation
Cellular component (GO): large ribosomal subunit
Molecular function (GO): structural constituent of ribosome; RNA binding
Source: RefSeq, a predicted model, not a curated record